Molecule: messenger RNA, 1848 nt
Organism: Anopheles stephensi (Asian malaria mosquito)
Lineage: Eukaryota; Metazoa; Arthropoda; Insecta; Diptera; Culicidae
Exons: 5
Coding region: 1-1848 (615 amino acids)
Biological process (GO): regulation of transcription by RNA polymerase II
Cellular component (GO): nucleus
Molecular function (GO): RNA polymerase II transcription regulatory region sequence-specific DNA binding; DNA-binding transcription factor activity, RNA polymerase II-specific
Source: RefSeq, a predicted model, not a curated record
AUGCUACAAGACAGUGCCUUCGAGACACAGAUGCUGGACGGCAAACCGAUACUGCCUGAGAUUUACUCCCAUCAUCAAACAGUGGACAAACUGGACAUCGUCGCAGAACCUCAACAGCUCACGAUCUACAACAACAAUAAUACGGACAUAGCCAAUCGCAACAGCAGCAGUAUCCUCGCACCUCCAAGAUAUGCCGUCGAGAGAUCAACUCCAACCGUCGAACGCGAUGGCUGGUAUGACCGUCUGUUGGACCACACAAACUACACACGGCACACGCCGGAACCAGCAGAGCACGAUGUUCAACCAUUAAAGACUGAGAACAACACAUCACAGCGCAACGAUGAGAUUACUCCGAAUGCUGCCGAUGGUGAGGAGGUGCUUAUUGGCACGUGCCAGCAGCACAUGGUGCCACACGCCCAAAAGCCGGCCGAGGAACUCACACAACCGCAAGACAACAUCGCGGCUGCUGUGGCGUGCAGACCGAAGAAGAAGGCAGGACAGCGGCGGCCAAUGAAUGCGUUCAUCCUUUUUUGUAAACGGCAUCGGUCAGUGUUGAAGGAGCACUACCCGGAGGAAAACAGGGCAACCACAAAAAAGCUUGGCAAAUGGUGGAAAAAUGCAACAGCGGAACAAAAAAAACCCUACCAGCUGCUGGCGGAAAAGAACAAAACUAAGUUUCUGGACGUUAAUCCAGGUUUCCGGUGGUGCAAAAGUUCCACCAUGGCGUCGUGUGACAAAAACGUUGAUGACGAACCAGUUUUGAGCGAAGUAAAGACUGAGCCAAUGGAGACCGAACCGGCGACAACCCUAUCGCCUGAUCUAUUCGAGGCGGCCCAAGCUUUGAUGAGCUUGCGUGGAAGCGUCGAGGAUCGCCGUCCGCUCACUACGUUCAAGCUGGCGGAUGAUUCGGACAUGGGAAGCUUAAACAAACUUUGCGUCGAAACGCGCCAGUGCGGUGAUAGAGCAGAUGCGGGACUGCCUUGGAAGCCACGACACAACCGAGUUUCCGAAUCAGAUCAAUGUUCCACUGGUAUUGGUAAUGUCCCGGAUCAGGUUAAUGAUGGUACCGAAAGCACAACUCGUGCUGCUAGGUCUUGUAAGGCCAAGCGGUACUAUGACUUUAUGAGUCAUAUGUACCCGAGUGUGCAGGCCAAACGUGCCACUAGCUCGAAGAAAACGCAGAAGGCGCACAAUGAUCGUACUAGUCGGAAUCGCGAGUCAAACACGGGAUGUCUAGUGGAACCCACAGAUGUAGAAACAUUGAACAAAAACCUGGAACGGGAACUAGACAAAGAGCUUAUGAACAUACCCGCGCUUAGUAUCGAUCUUUUCCGUGGCAUUCAGAACAACGAAAAAAGGCGCAAAAAAUGUCAAAAAUUUCGCUUCGAUCGAGACAUGGGAAUUACGUUCAGAAACUGGUACUCACGAUACAUCCAGAAAGAUGCUACUAGGAUCGACGAAGCCGCUAAGGUUCGAUUGUUGCUGCGCAAACUGGGUGUUGCUGAACAUGAUCGAUAUUUGAGCUUUAUCCUGCCAAGUCGUCCGUCUGAAUUUUCGUUAGAGCAAACGGUGGAACAGCUGGCAACGCUUUUUGAUUACGAGGAGUCUCUGCUGAGUAAGCGGUUCAGAUGUUUACAAAUAACAAAGAAGCGACCCGAGGAUCAUCUGGUGUAUGCUUGUCGUAUCAACAAGGCGGUCGUUGAUUUCGAGCUCGGCAAGCCCAACGAGGAAGAUUUCAAGUGUCUGCUAUUUGUUUACGGGAUGAAGGACGAGUCUGAAGCCGACAUAAGAACUCGUUUAAUGGCGAAAAUAGAGGACUCACCAUUACGGCGGAUCUCAGUGGGUUAG